CCCAUUGGGCAGAGGGGAAGUCAGUGCUUAUGGGUGGUCUAGGUUUAUUUGGUCUUAAGGACCUCUCAAGAUCUCUUCCAGCCCCACAUUUCUAUGUUUAAGUUGUGACCACAAAGGUCUAGCAAUGUGUGACAUCUGCCACUAUAUCGGAUGCUUCAAAAAAGCAGAGGGAUGGACUUGGCCCCGUCAAGCAGUUUAAAUGAAGUUUCCAUUUCUAAGAGAUAUCUAUAGAGAUAAGAACAAACAUGUCCAUCAAAAUUAAAUUGUCCUUAGACACUUGGGACAUUGUUAUAGUUUAUUUUAUUUAGGUAUUCAAGUGUUAGACACUUAAAAAUACCAAGAUACAUACAUUCCCUUCCCCACCACUUUAACCCUGAGCCAUUUCUGUAUAGUUCACCUUGCACAAGCAUACACAUAUUCAACACAUACAACUGUGUAUAACUCUGAUUGACAUGGCCAAGACAAGUUUGUAACCAAAAGAAACAAGCUGCAGCUAAGGAAAUGGGGGGAGAAGGAUGCAACAUAAAAGCAACUAGACUGACAUCUUUCUUGCUCUUUCUUUGAUUGUGGGUUUUUGUUUGUACAGCCUGUUAAAUUUUGUUGGGAGCUAAAUUAGUAUUUUCAGCCCAGACAUGAGUACAGUGGACAAAUAGUGAUAUAUAGAUCUAAUGAAUCUGAUGUGUGAGACAAAGGGGACUGUACUUAAAUCCAGCAGUAGCUUGGAUUUGAUGGAGACAACACUGAAAUGGAGCCAUGGUUCCUGGGAACGGCUUUUUCUUUAUCACCUUGGUAACCUAGCUAACGUGAAUGCAAAGUUUUUGCCCAGAGAGAGCUUUCAGACUCAUGUACAUUAACAAGGGGGCCAAUUCCUGGUGACAAAAGGAGGAAGUUUGCCUAGAGGAAAGGCAAAUAAGGGGUUUAAUUCUUCCUCUUCCCACUUAAAUCAGGCAUACACUGUUACUUUACCAGCUUGUAUGCAGCUGCUGUGCGUGUAGGGAGUGGAUCAUUAUUCCAGUCAUAGUAUCUUCUAGCUACUUCCAACACCACUGAAAGAAAGCUUAAGAAUGAUGGAGGCAGGUGCACAGCAAGUAGCUUUUCUCUGCAAUGGUUUCCUAACAUCAGAUCAAAUCCUGCACUCUUUAGUCAAUGGGGAUUUAACCUAAGUAAAGAGUGUAGGAUUAGUCCUUGACAUUUCAUGAUACCAGCCUCCCAGCUCUGUGCACUUAGGGGCUCUUUUGUAUAGGUGACCUGCUCAAAGAUCAAAAGGGGGAUCAUUAGCUGCCUUUGUGGCACUGUCCUCCAGACUCCAGGGGGAGCAUGUUGUAGAUCUGGUCCACAUCAGGAGAGAGAAAGGAAAAUGGGUCAGCUGGGGGAAUGCAUGUUGUCCCCUCUCAGUCUCUUGGUGACUCCCAGAAAACCCUAAACAUAGCUUGGCAUUGUAUUUUCAUUUCUACAGAACCCUUCCAACUCCUUGGCUCUGGAAGCAGCUGUAACAAGGAGGCAACCUUGCAGCUGGUGGUAAGCCAGGAGAGCUCCAUUCAGCCAAUGAAGAGGUGUGGGGUCUCCCAUAGGUCCCUGGUCAUCUGUCAGGUUCAGGACUGGUCCUGUGGCCUACCCUGCUGGAGGGCAGAACCCACUCUUGCUAGAACAAUGGAGGAGGACCAUUGGAUCCUUGUAACAAUUUCCUCCCCCAAGGUCUUCUUCCAUGGUAAGAAUGAUCCAGCCCUCAGCUAUGAACAAUGAAUAGGAAAAGGAUAAUGUGUUUUUCAUAUGUAACACAUUCAUUGCAAUAAGGAUCAUAAAAAGCUGAAUGUUUAUCAAGCCAUAUUUUACUUGCAUUUAUAAUCAAGACUAUAGUUAUUUUCUUAGUGGAAACAAACAGAAUUACUGGAAAUGUAAAGGGUUUUGCAGCUGUUGAGGAAAGUGACCCCUUUUGUAUAGGUUUGCCACAGCGACGGGUACUUUAACAAUGCAUGUGAUAACUACUCUGGCACUUGGCCAAACCAAGACUGUAGAUUUGUGAGUGUAAUAGUUCAAAACCAUGCAGUACAAAUGUAUAGCACCCCAAAAUAAAAUGAUAGACUUUGUCCUUAAAACAGAUGCAUUAGACUAACAAGUCAUUCUCUGCAGUGACUGUAGAGACAUCUUGAUGGGAUGAGGCCGCAAACUUCACAACUGUCCCCCACAAAAUGAAAUCUUGCACCUUGCAAACUUUCAGGUCAGCACAAGGCCUAAAAAGCAUAGAAUCACUGCAAUUCCACUGUACAGGAGCGCACGGGCUGCAGAGUGGGAUUCUGGCUCCCUUUGGUAGCUCACAACAGGACUGUAUCAUAAAUAUUUCAACUCUAGUAACUGGUGGCCAGGUGACCUUUGUUCUUUCAUACACAUUCUUAGUAGGAAUCUUGAAACUAUGAUUUUUCCAUGUAGCAUUCAAAAAAAAUUUAAAACAAUUUCCUUCAUCAAAAAAUUGUCUCUCUUCAAAGGAUCAUUAUAUUUUGGGGGGGGGGGGGGAAGGGGAGAUAGCACAAAAUUCUUUGGACUCCUUUGUUACGUGUUUCCAACAAGGUUUGGUGCCAUUUACAGCUCUGUUAACAGCCUGCAACGCAAAAUGCAAGGAUAUAAAACACCAAAGCAAUAAAUGAAGUGAGUGGGGUAUAAGGGAGGUUAGACUCCUGCCUAAUAAAGAAUGAGUUAUGCUGCUGCUAUAGUACGUGACAAAAAUGCGUGUGUGGUGGGUGGGUGUUCUGUCUUGGAGGAAUUCAGUACUAAACUAGGUAGAAAUUGGUUUGUGAGUAAUCUUGGUCUCCACUGACUAUCUCUGUGCACGUUAGGAAUCCCAUUGUUGGGCACAGGACCCCAUUCAGCCAUUAGUUGGGAGGUGGUCAUUUCUGUGAAGAGCUUUAAAAAAAAAAAACUACCCACAAUGUAAAAGUCUUGAGGAAACUCACCCCCCAUUGAGCUAGUUAUUCCAGCCAAGUAAAGCAACUGAAAGGGCAAGAGAUACUAGGGGUUUCCUGACUUUGAGCUGUUUGAGGGAUCUCCAGUUCUGACUGUAGUGUGUAAGAUGCUCUUUGCUGUUUUCCUGACCGUUUCUCUGCUGACUUCUUUAACUUCAGCAAAUGACACUGACAUCGGGGAGGAAAUUCCAGUCUUAUUUACCCUGCAAGAUUCCCUGGACUCCUGCAGAGCUGAAAUCAAUGAAACCAUCAUCUGUACCAAAGACCUGAUUGAGGUGGAGAUUCCAAGUAAAUUCUUUCUAACAAAGAACCCUCCAAUCCUAAUCUCUGAUUUACACCUCAAUGACCCAGAAUGCCAUGGCACUGAGACAGGAAGCUUCUACGUAUUCAGCAUUAAAACCAAUUUCACAGACUGUGGGACUAGAAUGGCUUCUGAUGGUGCACACAUUGUUUUCAUCAACACUAUACAAAGCAACUUCUCUGAUAUAAUUACAAGGACCUUUAUCAAUAUCACAUUUGCUUGCCGAUACCCUGUUAAUUACAUGGUACAACAGCCUAACGGAGAGAAUAAAAUCAGUGUUGACAUCAGAACCAUUACACUGAACACAGAAGAUGGGAAUUUUUCUGUCUCAAUGAUGCUGUACAAGGACCCAAAUUUUGAGGAUAUGUGGACUACCGUUCCCUUUCUAACCCUAGAGGAUAACAUCUUUGUCAAAGUCAAUAUGGUCCCAGGUCAUUUAAUAAUCCAACUUGAAAACUGCUGGUCUACACCAACGAAGGAUCCUUCACAUGCUGUUCAAUAUUCCUUUAUAGAAGAUAGCUGCCCCCAAGUUGUCAAAGAUGAAACACUGUCAGUAAUAAUGAAUGGUGGAGGUGCAGAAGCAAUGUUUAGGAUCCAGAUGUUCAAGUUUGUUGGCAUCUCUUACAAUGACAUUUUCCUACACUGCACAGUUCAGAUUUGUCACAGUACAGCAGCUGUUUGCAAGCCAAAUUGUACUAAUUAUGGAAGAAUAACCAGGAAUAAAAGAGAAACCACACCAUUUCCUACUCACACAGUCUCUUUUGGUCCCAUCAAGCGAAAGCUGGCAGAUGAUGGAGAAGCUAAGAUAAAUAAAGGAAAACUUCCACCAGUUGAAACCUUGAUCCUUGGAGGAUUGCUAAUGGCAUUUUUAGUUAUAACUGGAGUCUUUGGAACACUUUUGCUUCAGUCAAGAAGAGCAUAUCCUCCUAUGCAAGCUCAGCUGACUAUGUCACAUUUUCAGAACUCAGAAGUAGCAUCAUGAUUAGCUGAUUCCCGCAUCUUACAAUAUUUGAUCCGAGUCACAGCAAGGGUCAUGAGGCCUAAUAGGGUGCCGAUCUCAGAUUAACAUUUAUUUUAUACAUGUUUAUGAUUUUUAUUUUUGAUUCAAUUGAAGGCCACAGAUUAAUGAGAUUACACUUUUCUGUUCAGCAUAAUAAACAGUACUGUUUAUUAUGGAUUGGUAAAAUAAUGCAUGCUGAGAACUUAUGCUUUUUGGAGUAUUUUAAUUUACCACAGACUUGUCAUUUUCCCCAACCUAAAAAACCCUCCUACUCCACCAAAAAAGGCCACUCCAAUUGUUUUGGCAUAAUCACCAAUGGGCUAGUGCCUCAAAGAUAAACAGACUCUUUCUGACUGAAGUUGAUUCUGAGUCACUGGUAGAAGUCAUGGAACGGACACUUAAACUACUACUGUUUCAGUGACUAUGAUGGUAUUAAAAGUAUAAUUUGCAGGAUCAUCAAAGUCAUCAAUGUUCUACUCUUCCAAUUCAAUAGACAAGUUUCAUUCAUUGGCACAUUUUAUUUUGAAGUACAUGAAGAAACUAAAUUUCUGCAUUCUUUGAGAUGAGCAUUAAUCCUUUGUAUCUUGCUACUUGACAGACUCAAGAGAUAUGGUUACAUCAUGAUCAAAAUUAGUAGUCUAGACCUAAUCCCAUCCCUGUAACAAUGUUAAAACACUGGAUAGGCCAUGAUUUGCUAUAGAAACCCAGUUGGCAGUUUGCUGUCUACAUUAAAAGUUUUAACUAUUAUAACUGGGUAUGGGAAUAAUUGUGUUGAAAGCAGGGACCUUGACUCAGUCAUAAUGGUAAUGUAGAAGAGGGUUAAAAUACCAUUUCUUCCUAUAAGCAAACAGGUCUUUCAUGAUUAAAGGCAGAAUGCAUUGAGGCAACAGUAAGAGAAAUCUAACAGGUCAUGAGAGCGUCUCAAACCACUUCUCUUAUAAUGUCAGUAUGCCAAAUGCUGUGAGGCUUAGUAUUAGUAUUGUUGCUAUCCUAUGACAUUACAAAAUGAACCCCCGUUUUACUGUU
Molecule: messenger RNA, 5284 nt
Organism: Chrysemys picta bellii (western painted turtle)
Lineage: Eukaryota; Metazoa; Chordata; Testudines; Emydidae
Product: alpha-tectorin-like
Biological process (GO): neutrophil migration
Cellular component (GO): apical plasma membrane; cell surface
Source: RefSeq, a predicted model, not a curated record